AUGGAGGAACAAGAGGCAAUUGAGAAGAAGGCUAUGAUUCAAUUCGAGCUAGACAAGAUUAUUGUCAAGCUUCGUGAAAUCGAAAAAGGUCUUCUUAAGAUCUAUGAGAAUGGUUUUAAGAGAGUUGUGAGUCAAGUUGUUGUCCUAAGUCUUGGGACUGCCUUGUUUGAUUUUGAUAUAAAAAAGAAAGUCGUGGAUGGAAAAAUUAUUAAUGAUGAAUAA
Sphenostylis stenocarpa is the source of this 222-nucleotide messenger RNA. The record is from the annotation of a GenBank genome assembly. Lineage: Eukaryota; Viridiplantae; Streptophyta; Magnoliopsida; Fabales; Fabaceae.